UCUUACCAAACCACUUGYCGUUAUUACGGUGACUGUMAACAUUUCGUCGAAACUCGUAACUAUUCCCUUUCACUGAUCCCAGUUGUUUUGAUACUGUGUAAGUAGUGUGUUUAUUUUAGUUUAUGGGCUACAGAAAAGAUCAAUCAAUUCGGCUAGAGGUUGAUUUUAUUGAUAAAAUAUACACUACUGAAAUAUUAAGCCAUUCAUAUUGUAUGGUUCUCAUAACACACAUGUUAAAAAGUCCAAGAGCAACAAAAUUAGGUUAUGUAGGAUAAAAUUAAAUGAAUAUCUGUAUACGGGUGUCAAUCGAAUAUAAAAUGCCUUUGUCCGAAGUGAGAAGAUGUGUAACAAUCAAAUUUACAUUAUUAUUGAUGUUAGCUGCUGUAGCUUUAGCUCAAUCACCAAAUAGUAACUCAAUAGUUGGCCCAAAUAAAGCUAACGGAGGUUCUGUUGGAAAGUUUCGUAAAUAUUUUUCUCAGUGCAAAACACAUACAGUAGAAUUUGACGAGUGUAUAAAGAAUGCAAUCAAUAAUGUCAGACCAUAUUUUACAACAGGUGUACCAGAACUUGGAAUUUCUCCAUUUGAUCCGUUUUUCGCCAGCGAAGUUAAACAAAGUAAAGGAGCUGGUGUAUUUGGUUACAAAUUAACUUUAUAUAACGUUACUGAAACUGGAUGGAGACUUUCAGAAAUAAAAAAAUUCAAAACUAACUUCAAUACGAAUACAAUUAAACUUACACAUUAUUUCCCCGAGAAGUAUUUAGAAGGUUACUACGAAGCAGAGAAUACGAUACUGCGACCUGGAGUUACGACGAUUGGCAGAUUCAAUAUGACUUUAUACGAUUACAUCCAAACAAUGACGAUAAGCAAACCAAAAAAUACAAAUCAAAUUAAAGUAUCUGUACAGUUAGAAGAAAUUGGAAACAUGUCCCUGCAUAUUAGCAACCUUUUGCGAGGAAGAGUAAUCGUCGAAAACGUUUUGGACAGAGUUAUAAACGCCUCAUGGAGAGUUGGUUUGCCAGUUGUGAAACCACUUAUAAACGACCUUGUUGCUUCCGCUUUUACUAAAAUUUGGAAUGAUAUUUUUAAUGAUUUUGAUUUUAGUUACUUGCUGUCUUAAAUUAUUCGCAGGUCYCCUUUUUUUAUUUCAUCUUUAUUAUUUGGCCAUUUUGAAAACUCACCCAUAAUUUUAAUUAUAAAAUUUCUGUCAUUUAAGUAUUAUCAUUUUCAUCAAUCAUUAUUACAUUGUAUCUAUCAUAUUAAGUACUGUUUAGUGUUUGUUAUGUAAUGUAAUUUUUAUUUUAUCAUCGUAUUAUAUAAAUUUAUUUAGUUAUAAUUUUUAAGAGUGUAAUAUAGGUACCUACAUAAAUAGUUUAUCCGUUAUAAUACAAGGAAUAACAAAAUCAUCCAAUAGUGUUGCUUAUUUUUCACUUAUGUUAUAUUUUCAAUACAACGUACUGACUAUAGUGACUUGUAUUUUAUACAGUACUAAAAUGUUGGUAAUCAAUAAAGUAUAAAUAUUAAAUAAACUCAUGCU
Diuraphis noxia (Russian wheat aphid) is the source of this 1535-nucleotide messenger RNA. RefSeq names its product Juvenile hormone binding protein 16. NCBI's taxonomy places the organism in Eukaryota, Metazoa, Arthropoda, Insecta, Hemiptera, Aphididae. The record is from RefSeq and is a predicted model, not a curated record. Gene Ontology annotation, biological process: multicellular organismal reproductive process.